AGCAGCGAUCGGCAGCGCCGUUCCGGGGCCAUGGUGCCCUUGGGCAGCCCCACUCUCGCCGUGUGCGCCUCCAGCAACCUGCGCCUCAUGGCCCCGGGCCGCGGUUCGCCGCUGGCCUGGCUGAACCGGGGCCCCGAGUGCCCGGGGGGCAGCGGCGGCCGCAGGGCCAGCGCCGUGGAGCGCCUGGAGGCCGACAAGGCCAAGUACGUGAAGUCGCAGCAGGUGAUCAGCCGGCGGCAGGAGCCGGCGCUGCGCGGCUCGCCCAGCGCCUCUCCCCGCGGGCGGCGCCGCCUGGCCCGGCAGCAGUGCGGGGAGCGGCCCGAGCUGCCGUGCCCGCAGUCCCCGGUGUCCCGCCGCAGCGGCAGCCGCCGCCUGCUCAGACCCGACUCGCUCAUCAUCUACCGCCAGAAGCGGGACUGCCUGGGCGGCGACAAGGAGAACGCCAAGGGCUCCGGGCUGGUGCGGCGCCUCUUCCAGGGACCCCUGAGAGCCACCCCGCCCAGCUCGCCCCCCGCCAGGCGGAGCCCCCGGGCCCCGGAGACCCCCAUGCUGUGGGCGCCCGCCGAGAAGGAGGAGACGCGGACAGCGGGAGGGGACAGCAGCGGUGACAGCGGCGGUGACAGCGGCGGCAUCUUGCCCGCGCCCGCCGAGCAGCCGCCCGGUGCCCCCGGGAAGGAGCCGCUGGCUCUGCGCGUGUCGCUGCCGCUGUCGGAGCAGGAGCGCUUCUUCAACUACUGCGGGCUGGACCGGGCGCUGGUGGAGCUGCUGGGCCGGAGGCGCUUCGGGCCCGCGGGCUGGGACAGCGGCUUCGGCCGGGCCGGCUGCGAGUCCGAGCCCGGCCGGGCCUCGGGGGCAGCGAGGGGACGCGGGCCGGGCGAGGAGGAGCCGGACGCCCGGGCGGGCUCCGCGGUCUCGGUGGUGGAGCGCAACGCCCGGGUCAUCAAGUGGCUCUACGGCUGCCAGAGAGCCUGGGCGGCUGCCAAGGAGUCCACGGUGUGAGCGGGGACAGCCCGGCCGGGACCGGGACACCCGCGGGGCUCCUGCUGGCCGGACCGGGCCCCGAGCCCCCGCGGGAUAUGGCCCAGGGGCUGGGGGCACCCC
Messenger RNA from Camarhynchus parvulus, 1101 nucleotides. It is a transcript of the gene FAM110D, whose product is annotated as family with sequence similarity 110 member D. Lineage: Eukaryota; Metazoa; Chordata; Aves; Passeriformes; Thraupidae. The record is from RefSeq and is a predicted model, not a curated record.